Molecule: messenger RNA, 2603 nt
Organism: Cyprinodon tularosa
Lineage: Eukaryota; Metazoa; Chordata; Actinopteri; Cyprinodontiformes; Cyprinodontidae
Product: zinc finger protein 271-like
Exons: 3
Coding region: 33-2138 (701 amino acids)
Source: RefSeq, a predicted model, not a curated record
UAGAAACAACAACUACGGGACCCAGUCCCGGGAUGAAUCUAUCAGUGUUUUCUCAGAGCUUCGGACUCCGGUCUCUGACCGACUCACUGUCUGAGCUCCUCUCUAAAGUCAGUGAAGACAUUUUGGAAGCGCUGGAGAGUCGAGGCGGUGAAGCCAGCUCGUGCCUCACAGUUCCCAUCUGCUCCUCUGCAGUCAAGAUGCCCGUAAAAGAUGAAAGCCUCCGUUUGACGUCCGAUCCAGUAAGUUCUGCCUCCUCAGACGUUUCUGUCGCUGAGAGUGAUGAGGAAUGGAUCAGUAUCAAAAACACAGACAAGAAAGAAAGAGACGGAGAAGAUGAAGAAGGUCAGACUGCCUCUUCAGAUAAACCCGCCUGUUAUCGCUGUGUAAUCUGUGGUAAAACAUUCCGUCACAAAGGAAACCUUGUGAGACAUGUGGAAAAGCAUGCAGACUGCCAAGAGAAUCUCUGUGGAGUCUGCGGAAAACGCCUCAAGGCUUCAGAAGACUUAUCAGAGCACCUCAGCUCCCACAGGGACUCCGUUUGCACAAGCAGGACCUGCAACGUCUGCGGGAAGAUGUUUCAGAACAUUGAGACACACUUGAGGAGCCACACCGGGGUGAAACCCUAUAGCUGUGACAUCUGCAGCAGGAGCUUCCCACGAGCUGCAGCCCUGAAGAGGCACAAGAAGAUUCACAGCACAGGGAAGCUCAACUCCCGCCAGAACGGUAGAAUGACGUUUGCUGAGAACCAGCUGGAGCACCUAAAGAAACAUGGAGAUCAGAGGGAAGGGGAUGAUAUAAGACAGGAUGAUGAGUCAGAGACAUUAAGUCAGAAAGAAAACCCCUCGCUCUGCUGCAGAGUCUGCGGGGAUUCAUUUCACCGCCCAGGCUUCUUAACAAAACAUGCAGAGACACACAGUAGCGACUCCAAAUGCAUGUGUGGAGUUUGUGGAAAGCUGCUAGAUUCAUCAGACGGCCUACAGACUCACCUCCAGUCUCACAGAGAGACCGGUGGGACAUGUACCAUUUGUGGAAAGAGUUUCCAGAACAUGGAGACACACAUGCGGAUCCACACAGGGUUCAGGCCGUACCGUUGUUCCAUCUGCUGCAAACGCUUCCCCCGACCUGGCGCCCUAAGGCGACACAAGAGGAUCCACAGCUCCAAGCGUCAACACGUCAGCAGUAUAGCAGACACCGAGUCUCAAGAGAACGACCAGAGUGGAAACGCAGACGGUCAAAAUGGCAAGAUGUCAGGUUAUCCAUCAUCCUCCUGCAAAGUCUGUGGGGAGACUUUUCAAGGCAAAGGAAAUCUAAGGAAGCAUGCUAAGAGCCACUCCUCAGAGUCUGUCUGUGGAGUCUGCGGUGAAUGUCUGCCGCCAUCUGAGACGCUGACCCACCACCUGCAGGGUCACAGGGAAGAAGGUAAGGUUUGCCACAUCUGUGGAAACACCUUCCAGAACAUUGAGACCCACAUGCGGAGCCAUACGGGCAUCAGACCAUACCCCUGCAGCAUCUGUGGGAAGUCCUUCCCACGUCCCAGCGCCUUGCGGCGACACAAGAGGAUCCACAGUGGGGAGCGCCCAUACAUCUGCGAGUUCUGUGGGAAGACAUUUACAGAGAGCACCUCUCUGACGGCGCACAUCAGGAAGCACUCCACCGAUCGACCUGUCAGCCGUGUCUCCUGUGAGAUCUGCGGGAAGAGUCUGUCGUCUCUACAAGUCCUGGAGGUGCACAUGAGGAUUCACACGGGGGAGAAGCCGUUUCCAUGCCGCAUCUGUGGGAAAGCCUUCAGGCAACUGGGAGGGCUGAAUGCACACAUGCUGACACACACUGGAGAGAAACCGUUCAGCUGCAGCCUGUGCAACAAAAGUUUUAGCACCAAAGGAUACCUGGAGACCCACAUCCGCUUCCACAAGAAGGAGCGGGCCUUCAAGUGCCACCUGUGCUGGAAGGCCUUCGUCACCAAGAACGACCUGAAGAAACACCUGCUGACCCACACUGGAGAGAAGCCCUACAGCUGCCCGGUCUGUGGGAAAAGCUACCAGGAGAAACGCUCCAGGGACGUCCAUAUGAAGGUCCACAACAGCACAGAGCCAAUCAGAAGCGAGGAGGGCCACCAGCCACGCUUCAUUCAGCUGUGAGGAACCAUAUCAGUACAAGCUGGUUUCAUUAACCGCUGAACAGGAAACAUGUAACAGAUGAAGCUUUGUUCUUCUGAAUGGGAAUAAGCAAAAGCAAAAAUGAACCAGACAACUAAACAAGAUGUUUUGGCCUGUACAAGAGAACAAAGCUGCUGUUAUAAAAGCCUUUAGCUGAAAGAAACAGAAAUAAACUGAAAAAUGUAUCUUCUUUAUCAAACUAUUUUAUGAUAGUUUUUAUUCUGUAAUUUCUGGAUUAAGUUGUGACAUACCGACCGGAAAUUAUACUUUUCCGAUUAACGUUUUUUGAUUUCUAAAAAGAAACACUCUUUAAAUUUCCUAAAAUAAAGUAUUUAUUUGAAAUAUGCUGACUGUUUUUACUAAAAAUAGCACAUUGUGAAUAAGGUCAGACAAACUUUGCUUAAAAUGUUAUAUUGUUCUAAGGUUUCAUUAAUGACACGUACAAAA